Messenger RNA from Gloeophyllum trabeum ATCC 11539, 165 nucleotides. RefSeq lists its product as uncharacterized. The record is from RefSeq and is a predicted model, not a curated record. The transcript has a single exon. The annotation marks the transcript as partial. Lineage: Eukaryota; Fungi; Basidiomycota; Agaricomycetes; Gloeophyllales; Gloeophyllaceae.
GCAUCAUCGGUAGAUGCGGAGCGCUCUUUCUCGUCGGGCCGUCUUACUGUCAAUCACUUACAGCAUAAUAUGUCCUCGCAAUCAUUCAAGGCCCAGGUAGCGGUAGGCUCGUGGAUCAAGACCCCUCUGUUAUCCGAUGUGAAAGUUGUUGCUCGAGUGAUUGAG